Helianthus annuus (common sunflower) is the source of this 1003-nucleotide messenger RNA. RefSeq names its product cucumber peeling cupredoxin. The record is from RefSeq and is a predicted model, not a curated record. Gene Ontology annotation, cellular component: plasma membrane. Gene Ontology annotation, molecular function: electron transfer activity. The transcript has 2 exons. Lineage: Eukaryota; Viridiplantae; Streptophyta; Magnoliopsida; Asterales; Asteraceae. Bases 114 to 845 code for a protein of 243 amino acids.
CUCCAUAAAACCAAUCACACAAGCCUACUUUACAUAUACAUAUAGAGAGAGAAAUCAACUCUCAUUUUUUCUAGAGAGAGUUAAAGGGGUGACCAUUCACAAGAACACCAUAAAUGGCUGCAAUGAAGUCGAGUACGACAAUGUUCAUGAUGAUGAUGCUCAUUGUUGCAUCCAUGCAGAUGCAUAGCUCCUUGGCUCAGACUAGACACGUCGUCGGCGGAGACGCCUUGGGAUGGAACAUUCCAUCCAAUGGUGCCGCCGCUUACACCACCUGGGCUUCCCAACAGACUUUUAACGUCGGCGACACUCUCUUUUUUAACUUCACCACCGGAUUCCAUAACGUGGCCGAAGUAUCACAAGCAGCAUACGGCCCAUGCACCACGGCCAACCCCAUCUCCACCAUCACCACCGGCCCUGCGACCGUCACAUUGACGGCCGCAGGCCCACAUUACUAUAUUUGCACCGUCGGAACUCAUUGCCAAAUUGGUCAAAAAUUAUCCAUCAACGUCUCCGCCGCCACCGCCACGCCCCCUACCACCCCACCACCAGCAUCACCACCCACCACCCCACCUACAACCACCCCAACACCACCUGCACCGACACCCGUUUCUCCACCAACCACCAACCCCUCACCCGCCCCCGCCCCUUCCACCACCACCCCACCACCUACCACCCCUAUGGCACCGUCACCCGUCGGAGCCACCCCACCGUCACCUACCACUUCCGGCCCAUCUCCAAACGGUGAAACCACCCCUCCUCCACCGUCACCUAGCACCGCCGCCCGGUCAUUCACCGCGGUGAUUCCGGCCACUUUCUUGGCCGUUGCUUUAGCUUUCUUUUACUAGAUAUUGAUAGUUAAAAGUUAAUAUUCUUUCUAUGGAGAGAUUACAAUUACACGAUGUGUGCAUGUGUGAUUAGUUUAUAUAUUUUUGUAAUGAUUUAUUAACAUUAUGUUCUUAUUCAUCAUUCGUAUCAAUAAAUUUCACUUUUUAUUGCCUUUUAA